Molecule: messenger RNA, 1302 nt
Organism: Triticum turgidum subsp. durum (durum wheat)
Lineage: Eukaryota; Viridiplantae; Streptophyta; Magnoliopsida; Poales; Poaceae
Source: the annotation of a GenBank genome assembly
AUGGAAUUGUAUGAGGAAAUCAAAUUCAACCCUUUUGUUAGGUGUGAUGCCAUAGAUGCCAAUAUUACCUUCUCAGGCAGCGAGAUUAGGCAUGGGGAUAUCAUUUGUUACCAGAAAAGUGCAAAGUCUUUGAGCCACCAGGCAUACCCUUCUGUUCCAAUAUUCUUCCAGAAUAUUUUGAAGCUGCAGGAUCAGAAUCCUCAGAUUAUUCUCGAGUUUCCCAUCACGAAUUUGGUAGAAGCAACGCAGAACUUCAGUGACCUGUGUAAGGUUGGAGACACCGAAUAUGGAAGCGUUUAUAAAGGCAUUAUACAGGACAACGCAGCAGCUAUCAAGCUAUCCAAAUCUGAUACUUUAUUUCAACAAGAGGUUUCUAUUCUUUGUCAAGGCAGACAUCCAAACAUUGUCGACUGCAUUGGAAAAUGUUCUGAAGUUUCAGCCCUUGUGUAUGAGUGGUUACCAAAUGGAAACCUUGAAGAUCACAUAGUUCGUGCUAAUGGAUCUCCACCUCUCUCAUGGCACACCCGUAUGCAGAUCAUUGGUGAGGUUUGUUCUGCACUGCUUUUCCUGCACUUGCGUGCUUUGGUCCAUGGCGAUCUCCGGCCUUGUAACAUCUUUGUCGACGCCAACUUCAGAAGCAAGAUCUGCAACUUUGGUAUGUUAACCCUGUUUCUCCAGCCCGGCAACCACCAGUUAGACCUGACAGCAAGGCUGCCAUACCUGGACCCGGAGUUCCUCACCACCGGAGACCUCAUGCCGCUUUCCGACGUCUACUCUCUGGGUGUUAUAAUUCUGCGUCUUCUGACUGGAAUGCCUCCCUUGAGUAUUGCAAAGAAAGUUUCAGAAGCAUUGGAGAAUAAUAGCUUGCACACGCUGAUUGAUAAAUCAGCAGGGAACUGGCCAUAUGUACAAGCCAAGCAGUUAGCCGUCGUUGGUCUUAGCUGUGUGGAAAUGACGAGGGAAAAGCGACCUGAUCUCUUAACAGAAGUAUGGUCAGUUAUUGAGCCCCUUAUCAGGAAGCCUCCUGCAGCCUCAUGGCCAUGUGUCCAAUCGGCAGUUAGAGGAAGCUGCGCGCUUGAUCACUUGAUUUGUCCAAUUCUUAUGGAUAUUAUGAAGGAUCCUCAAGUGGCAUCUGAUGGAUUCACCUACGAAGCAGAAGCCAUAAGGCGCUGGUUUGAUGGCGGGAACAACAGGUCUCCGAUGACGAACUUGCCGCUAGCAAAUCAUGAUCUUGUCCCAAAUCUUGCCCUCCUCUCUUCUAUCCAGGAGUACCUUGAGCAGCAGAGGCAGCCAGCUUCCUGA